Molecule: messenger RNA, 3209 nt
Organism: Protobothrops mucrosquamatus (brown spotted pit viper)
Lineage: Eukaryota; Metazoa; Chordata; Lepidosauria; Squamata; Viperidae
Gene: ADAMTS9
Product: ADAM metallopeptidase with thrombospondin type 1 motif 9
Exons: 22
Biological process (GO): proteolysis; extracellular matrix organization
Cellular component (GO): extracellular matrix
Molecular function (GO): metalloendopeptidase activity
Source: RefSeq, a predicted model, not a curated record
GCAGGAUAUUUGUAGAGCUCAUGACAAAUGUGAUACUUUAGGUUUGGCCGAAUUGGGUACAGUCUGUGAUCCAUACCGAAGUUGUUCAAUUAGUGAAGACAGUGGACUAAGUACUGCUUUUACAAUUGCACAUGAACUUGGCCACGUAUUUAACAUGCCCCAUGAUGACAAUAAUAAGUGCAAAGAAGAAGGAGGAAAAAGCCAGCAACAUGUUAUGGCUCCCACCCUCAACUACAACACUAACCCCUGGAUGUGGUCAAAAUGUAGCCGUAAAUACAUCACGGAAUUUCUGGACACUGGAUACGGGGAGUGUUUGCUUGAUGAGCCUUCAUCAAGAACCUACACUUUGCCUCAACAACUUCCUGGUCAUAUGUAUGAUGUCAAUAAGCAGUGCGAGUUAAUUUUUGGGCCUGGAGCUAAGGUUUGCCCUUAUAUGAAGCAGUGCAGAAGACUAUGGUGCAUUAAUGAUGACGGAGCACAUAAAGGAUGUCGUACACAACACACACCGUGGGCAGAUGGGACGGACUGUGGCCUGGGAAAGCAUUGCAAGUAUGGCCACUGUGUUCCCAAAGAGCGAGAACUACCUAUGAUAGACGGGGCUUGGGGCGCAUGGAGCCCCUUCGGAGCUUGCUCACGAACAUGUGGUGGGGGUAUUAAAAAUGCCAUUCGAGAAUGCAACAGGCCUGAGCCAAAAAAUGGUGGAAAAUACUGUGUGGGGCGCAGGAUGAAAUUUAAAUCGUGCAACACUGAACCAUGUUCUAAACUAAAGAAAGAUUUCCGUGAUGAACAGUGUGCUGUCUUUGAUGGGAAGCAUUUUAACAUUAACGGUCUACCUCCUAAUGUGCGCUGGGUUCCUAAGUAUAGUGGAAUUUUAAUGAAAGACCGGUGCAAGCUCUUCUGCAGAGUGGCAGGAAAUACAGCUUAUUAUCAGCUCAGGGACAGGGUUAUUGAUGGCACCCCUUGUGGCCCAGACACAAAUGACAUCUGUGUACAAGGACUUUGUCGGCAAGCUGGAUGUGAUCAUGUGCUCAAUUCCAAAGCCAGAAGGGAUAAAUGUGGUGUGUGUGGUGGCGAUAAUUCAUCGUGCAAAACCAUUGCAGGGACAUUCAAUACAGUGCACUACGGUUAUAACACUGUGAUACGCAUUCCAGCCGGUGCUACAAAUAUCGACGUUCGGCAGCAUAGUUACUCAGGGAAACCAGAAGAUGAUAAUUACCUUGCAUUGUCAAGCAGUGAGGGCUUCAUAUUAAAUGGAGACUAUGUUGUCAGUAUGUUUAAGAAGGAAAUCAAAAUUGGAAAUGCUGUCAUAGAAUACAGUGGCUCAGACACUCCCGUUGAACGAAUCAAUUCUACUUACCGCAUUGAUCAAGAAAUAGUUCUUCAGGUUUUAUCAGUGGGUAAUUUAUAUAAUCCUGAUGUUCGAUACACAUUCAAUAUCCCCAUCGAAGAUAAACCUCAGCAGUUUUAUUGGAAUGUCUAUGGACCUUGGCAGCCCUGCAGUAAACUCUGCCAAGGAGAACGAAAAAGGAAACCAAUUUGCACCCGGGAAUCUGAUCAGCUCAUGGUAUCUGACCAAAGAUGUGAUAAAAUUCCCCAACCUGAUCCAGUGACGGAGCUGUGUAAUUUAAAUUGUGAAUUAAGGUGGCAUAUUGUCAGAAAAAGUGAAUGCUCUGUGCAGUGUGGAAUGGGCUAUAAAACUCUGGAAAUGUCCUGUGCCAAGUACAGCAAGCUUGAAGGCAAAAUUGAAAAGUAUGAUGACCGAUACUGUAGUGGGAUACCCAAGCCAAACUCUAGGGAAAAAUGUUCAGGAGACUGUAACACUGGAGGAUGGCGCUAUUCAGCCUGGACUGAAUGCUCUAAGAGCUGUGGUGGUGGCACAAAGAGGCGUCGAGCUGUCUGCAUGAACACAUUCAACGAUGUUUUGGAGGACAGUAAAUGCAUUCAGCAGGAAAAAGUGACCGCACAGCGGUGCAACGAACUCCCAUGCCCGCACUGGAAAACAGGAGAUUGGUCAGAAUGUUUGGUAACCUGUGGAAAAGGGCACAAGCAUCGGCAGAUCUGGUGCCAAUAUGGAGAAGAUCGGAUCAAUGACAGGCUUUGUGAUCUUCAGGCCAAACCAGAUUCCAUGCAAGAUUGCCAGCAGCAAGAAUGUGCAGCAUGGCAAGUAGGAUCAUGGGGCCAGUGCACAGUAACCUGUGGGCAAGGCUACCAGAUGAGGGCAGUGAAAUGUGUUGUUGGUGCCUACAUUUCUGUAGUAGAUGAUAAUGAAUGCAAUGCUGCAACCAAGCCAACAGAUGCACAGGACUGUGAGACAGUACCAUGUCGUCUUCAUCCUAGCAGCCCAGAAAUCAAGCCAAACAGUCACAGAACCCAGUGGAGAUUUGGAUCCUGGACUUCUUGUUCUGCUACCUGUGGGAAAGGCACCAGGAUGAGGUAUGUCAGCUGUCGUGAUGAUCAGGGCUCUGUGGCUGAUGAAGCCACCUGUUUCCAUCUACCAAAACCGUCAGCAACAGAAGCGUGUCUUGUAAUAUCUUGCGGCCGGUGGAAAGCCUUGGAAUGGAGCUCAUGCUCUGUAACUUGUGGGCAAGGUAAGGUGACCAGGCAAAUACUCUGCGUAGAUUACAAUGACCAGAGUAUCGAUAGAAACGAGUGCGAUGCCGAAGAUAUCCUUGCAACAGAGCAGGACUGCUCUAUGCCAUCAUGUCAGCAGAUCAGCCUGGAUAACAGGCCCGCUAAUCCUUUUCCUUACCCUGAUUAUCAUCAAAAAAACAAUCAAGGUGGGCACCCAAAUCGAAAUCAAGGUCAUGGACAUGGAGGCAACCAGUGGCGAACUGGACCAUGGGGAGCAUGCUCAAGUACCUGUGCUGGUGGAUUUCAACGGCGAGUUGUCGUAUGCCAGGAUGAAAAUGGAUACGCUGCUGAUAAUUGUGAUGCAAGGAUGAAACCAGAUGAGCUAAGAUCCUGUGAAUCAGGACCCUGCCCUCAGUGGGCCUAUGGAAGCUGGAGUGAGUGUACAAAGUCAUGUGGUGGAGGAACCAGAACGAGGCUAGUCGUGUGCCAGCAUUCCAACGGAGAGAGAUUUACUGAUCUGAGCUGUGAAAUCCUUGACAAGCCACCAGACCGCGAGCAGUGCAAUGUGCAGGACUGUCCCCAAGAAGCUGCCUGGAAGGCUGGCCCUUGGAGCUCGGUACGACCAUAACAUAAUUAUU